Saccostrea echinata is the source of this 1852-nucleotide messenger RNA. RefSeq names its product malonyl-CoA decarboxylase, mitochondrial-like. Gene Ontology annotation, cellular component: peroxisomal matrix; mitochondrial matrix. The transcript has 10 exons. The record is from RefSeq and is a predicted model, not a curated record. Gene Ontology annotation, biological process: positive regulation of fatty acid oxidation; fatty acid biosynthetic process; acetyl-CoA biosynthetic process. Gene Ontology annotation, molecular function: malonyl-CoA decarboxylase activity. Lineage: Eukaryota; Metazoa; Mollusca; Bivalvia; Ostreida; Ostreidae. Bases 50 to 1603 code for a protein of 517 amino acids.
GUAGGGGUCAAGAUAAAUAACGGAAAUUCAUGAUAGGGAAUAAAUACAAAUGUUUAACAAACAUUUUCUUCUGUUUAUUUAUCGAUUAAAGAUGCCAGCAGCAUUGAGAAGACUUGGUUGCAUACAGAGGCAUCUGGUGCCAUGCCCUAAACGUUUACCAAUGGUACAACAGACAAUGAGUGGAGCUACCCGCGCAACGGAUGAAGAGGAGGCGCUCCACUUCCUGGAAACGAUUUUCUCCACUCCAGAUCUUGGAGUCCUGGCCCUAGAGUCCAAAUGCCGGCGGUUUUGUGAUCACUACACGAGCCUCUCUGCUGAUGAUAGAAUCAGUUUUUUGACUGUACUUGCCAAACAGUACGGUGUCAAUCAAGGUGCCGUUGUCCAGGUGGCUACAAGUGUUGUUAAUGCUCAGGAGAGAGAAGCUUUGUUACUAAUGACUGAGGAACGAUUACGUCACACAUUAAUCCCGCAGUACCAGCAAUUGUUCAGUAAGAUUGGGAGAAUCGAAGGGGGAGUGAAGUUCUUGGUGGACAUGCGCGCAGAUAUUCUGACACACUUGCCAGGUGCUCAAAGUGAGGAGUAUAAGGCGCACAUGCGCAUUCUACAGCAGACCAUCAGAGACCUUCUGGCUCUAUGGUUUUCUGUUGGUUUUCUUCAUCUCCAGAGAAUCACGUGGCAGAGCCCAUGUGAUAUGGUUCAAAAGAUUUCGAUGUAUGAGGCAGUCCAUCCUAUACGGGAUAUGAACGACCUUAAGCGUCGUGUGGGGUCUUACCGCCGCUGUUUUGUGUUCACUCACCGCAGUAUGCCAGGAGAACCUGUUGUGGUCCUGCAUACAGCACUCACCAAUAGUAUUUCUAGUAGCAUCCAUUCUAUAUUGAAAACGCCUACUUUCUCUGGAUCAAAAAUGGAAACUGAUUCUUCAAACGACGGAGAUGUGGACGAAAAGGAGGAUCCUAAUAAGAUAUCGGCAGCUAUAUUUUACUCCAUCACUUCAACACAAAAAGGUCUGCAGGGAGUCGACCUGGGUAAUUACCUGAUUAAGACCGUUGUCAAGGAAGUACAGAACGAAUUUAAGGGCAUUACUCAAUUUUCUAGCCUGUCUCCAAUUCCAGGCUUCAAGACAUGGCUAAUUACAGAAAUCAACAGGAUAAUACACAUGCAAGAAAUAGGCGAACAGCAUCCAGAGCUUCUCUUAGAAAAAGAAAUCGAGGUGUUGAGAAAUGCACUGUCAAUUCCAGACCAUAGUGUUCUUAAAACUUUAAAAGAUUUAGUACAAACCCAUGGAUGGAUACAAAAUGAAAGUAUUUCUGAAAUGAUUAAAGGAAUUUUAUUAAGGCUGUGUGGACGAUAUUUAUUUAUUGAAAAGCGAAGAGGAUUCGCCCUUAACCCUGUGGCUAAUUUCCAUCUGGGCAACGGGGCAGUUUUAUGGCGUUUGAACUGGAAGGCAGACAUGUCAAUGCGUGGGAUCAACCAAUCCUGUGGGAUGAUGGUAAACUACCGCUAUUAUCUGGAAAAUACAGAAGAAAAUAGCCAAAAGUAUCUAGAAAACCAGACAAUAACAGCAUCCCCAGAUUUCUUACAACUGGUUGAGAAUGGAAAAUAAAAUCUUUAUUUUGCAUUUAUAAUUCUUUUGAAUGGGCUAAGAAAAGCAUUUAAGAUGUUUGAAAUAUUGGACUGCAUUACGUUGAAUUUAAUUAUUGUGAAAUAUGUAAAAAUGAUCUCGAGUAUGUAUGCAUAUUAAUAAUGUUUGUUGUUUAAUUUUUUUCACUAGCAUUCAUGUACUAUAGUUUGAUUAUAUAUUAGGUUUUCAAGUAGAAGGCCAGUACCAUUAAAAUUUAGUGGAUGGACACAA